AGUUAAGUAGAGUUAACAAAUAUUCUCCAAAUUUCUAUCAAAUACUUUGAAUUGACUUUGAUAGAUUUUAUUGAUUUUUAUGGAUUUGCAUAAUAUAUUAUUUUCAAAAUAUUUCUUCUUAUAAGGCAAUGUAUAAUAAUCUCUUCAGAACAUUUCCAAAAAUAAAAUCUCGAGUAAACCAUAUACAAACAUGCCCAUAUCUUCUUCUCUUCUCCUUCUCCUUUUCUCCUUCUUCUUCUCCUGUCCAGCUACAUACAGGUAUCUAUUUCUAGCUCUUUUUAUAUUCAGUAGAAUAAAAUUAUUUUCCAGCCACCAUUGUUGACCAUUGUGUAUUAUUAUUCUACGUAUUGCUUUGUGUUUUGACUUCUUUUUGUGACUUUCCUCAUUUGAUUUUUGCUAGCCUGUGUUUUUGUCUUCAGUUCGAAUGUUUUUUAUUCGAUUGUUAAUUAUUUAUACUAACUAUAGUUAGUUCUUGAAUAAGAUUACAAUGGAGGAUAAGGAAAAAGGUAAAUAUAAUUCCUGGACUCAGGAUGAAACGAAAGUAUUGAUUGAAUUGCUUGUGGAGGGAAUUAAACGUGGAUGGCGUGAUUCUAGUGGUAUAAUAAACAAGGCAACGGUAGAAAAUAAAAUACUACCAGUCCUCAAUGAAAGAGUUGGAUGCCAGAAACUCCACAAGCAUUAUCAAAGUAGGAUAAAGUUUUUGAAAAACCUAUACAAUAGCUAUGUUGAUCUUCAACGUAAUAGCUCUGGAUUUGGAUGGGAUUUUGAAACAAAAAGGUUUACAGCUUCUGAAGAAGUGUGGCAAGGAUAUUUGAAGGCACAUCCAAACCACCAGUAUAUGCGCUAUGACUCACAUGAACAGUUUGAAGAUUUGAAGAUAAUCUUUGAUGGUACAACUGCCAAUGGUGGCAAUUCACUUGGAUUAAGUGAUACUACUGAUGCUAGUACUUACCUUGUUGGUGAUUAUCAAGUGAAAGAAAAGUUUGGUGAAAGCAGUGAUGAUGUUACUGAUGUGGCUUUUGUUUCAAAACAAAGUCUGAAAGGUCAUAGAGAAAAACUGAUCCCAAGAAAGAGGUCCAGAACUGACGCAUGCUACAAUUCAGAGGAGCUGAAGAAUGAUGACAAUGAUUCCAUUGUUGCUGUGAGCAAUAAGAUCCUUAAUAUCAUACAACAAAGGGAAGAGAGACAACAAAAAGAAGCUGAAAAAAGAGAGGAGAAACUCAGAUUGGAAGCUGAGCAACAAGAAGCUGAAAAAAAGAAAAACAAUGUUUGGGAUGCCAUGAAAGAGAUCACUAAUUUGGACCAGCGUACCAAAUUUAAAGCUGUGACUCUUAUCUAUUCCUUGGGGAUGAAAGAUGUUUUUGCAGAAAUGUCGGUAGAAGAACGCUUUGGUUGGAUCCAAACCAAUCUUAGCUAGAACUGAUCAUUGCUUCAGCUACAAGUGAUCCUUGUUUUAAUUUUAUAUUUAUUUGUUUUUAAUGAUAUUUGAGACUUUUUUUGAAUUUGCUUGAUUAAUAAUAAUAUAGAUUUUGAUAAAUCGGUUCUCCCUGAUGUGGUUUUCUCGUUUCAGCAUAAUAGUUGUUUGUUUGAUUUAACAGCUUUUUGUUGUGUGAUGUCAUGAUUUAUAACUGCAUGUUUCACUUGUUUACAAAAGUCGUAAGUUCUUUACGUUAUGCUACGUCUUUAUCUCUAAGCCAUUACUCUAAUAAUAUUAUUACAUGUAUGUAGGUGUGUUGUCAUGGUAGUGAUCAUAGAAGAAGAAGCAAACAAUAUGGAAGAUGACGAAACAGAUUUGGAUAUCAUGCUCGUAAUGCUGGAUAACCUAGCAAGAGCCUCUACAACCCAUAUGAAUCGCAUUGAACGUCCUCUUCGUCGGCCAAUCAAGAACAUUGGUUAUGAUUACAUUCAAAAAGCAUUGAAGGAAGAACCGGCACACUUUCGAUCUUUAUAUCGUAUGUAUCCAAGCUCAUUUCUCAAGCUGUGUGAUCUUAUUAGGGUGAAAACUUGUCUGCGAGAUACUCGCAAUAUAUGCGUCGAAGAGAUGGUGGCUACAUUUCUCUUAACUAUUGGCCAGAGUUAAAAAUAUUGUUACACAAUAGACACGUUCAAGAGAUCAGUAUUUGCCACUAGUGAGAACUUCCAUAAGGUUCUAAAAUCACUGAAUACUUUAGCGCCAGACCUGAUGGCGAAGCCUGGAGUGACAACAUGUGCAAAGAUAAGAGAGAGCACAAGGUUUUAUCCUUACUUCAAGGUACAUAGUUCUGAUUUUGUCUAAAGUAUUAUUAAUAAAAG
This is a messenger RNA of Brassica napus (rape), 2292 nucleotides long. RefSeq lists its product as uncharacterized. Bases 488 to 1417 code for a protein of 309 amino acids. The record is from RefSeq and is a predicted model, not a curated record. Lineage: Eukaryota; Viridiplantae; Streptophyta; Magnoliopsida; Brassicales; Brassicaceae. The transcript has 2 exons.